AUGUCAGCAUUCUUGAAUCCCGAGGACUUUGAAAUAGUCUGGGUCGUCCUCCCUGGUAGUGACCCGGAUAUACCUUAUUUCUUGCUUGACGAGCGAUACCCAGGCGAGUUUUCUUCAGAAGUCUGGUCUCACCAGAAUUGUCUCGAUGCGGGUAGGAUGUGCGGACGUGACGUCCUAAUAGCAAGAUUCUUUGAGGGACCACCCAUCAAUUUCCCAUACAAUCUCUUUAGCGAGAUGAGAAACAAAUUCCCGAAUCUUUUGUUGGGUCUCAUCGUUGGAAUCCAAGAAACAGUACCAGACCUGACGCAGAUCUUUUCGGAGGACGUCCGACUUGGCGAUCUGCUUGUUGGUCUCCUGAAUGGCGAAACCGCGGAAAGAACAGCAUACAGACUCAGCAAAGAAGCAGACCCGUCUUAUAAUGACGCAUCUUAUACACCUGAAAAGGGUCAAGCACGCGAGACGAUGAAUUCGAAUGUUCAAACGGCUAUCAGCGACAUCGAGUUGGAAGCACCAAGUGACACGCACAGGUUCUUCGACUAUUACGGAGCACUCAAGAUUAGAGGGUAUCAUUCUAAGAGGUUCAUUGACCCAGGGCAGAAUUUCGAUAUAUUGUAUCGUACCAAUGGGGACGGGAUUGAGAAGCGCGUCAAGGGGCGCGUCCCGAGAACCAGUCGGCAGCGCACCCGAGUGUGGCAUGGACCUGUUGACCCCGGAAAGUAUUAUGCGACUCAAGACCCUAAAUUUUGGGGUAUAUUCAAGGAAAAUAAAGACAUGGGGACUCGUCUCCCAGUGUAUGUGAUUCGGGGAAUUUGUAACUACGGCGAUGGGCAUGAUACUUCGAAGUGGAGGUCAUACGCGGCAGCCAUGGCGGGUGCUUAUGCCAAAGCGGUGCUCGACAAGAUCAGACCACGUGAACUAAAUAUUGCCAAUACAGCAUCAGGGUUUGAACGAGACGAUACUGAGCGAGCCGAUAACCUCCGGUCAAGAGCUGUUCAGCAACAGACCUCUCAAAUCGAUUCAACAUCUACAUCAUCACACAGCACUACAGGUAGAGUCGAGAAGGAAGAAGUGCCGCAGAACUUAUCCCCAGAAAUCGCGAGAUGGCCUAUGCUAUUUCCCAUUUUCCAUCGGUCGAUGCUCAUGGCAGUAGUGCUUGUAUUCGGCCUGCUAGGAGGUGCCAUGAUAACACUUGCGGUGAUCCAGACACGGGACCCUGUUUGCAAUCCAACAAGAGAUACACUGGUGACCGAUGACGGGUUUUGGACUAUGUUGAGCCAGUUAUGUUUCCUGGUUCUCACAAUCUACUGCACCCUCUACCCGGUUGUCCUUCGGAGCAAAAGACGAGAGGCCUUCAUCAACAAGUUCUGGUUCAUGGGUCUUCUACUCAUCAGCUUCAUGGCAGCCGGGGCCGCCGUGAUUACUUAUCCUUGGAAUUGGAAAGCUGCCACAAUCUUGUGGUGUGCUUCUAGUUUUGUUCAAGUUCUUUCCACAGCGCAACUAGCGAAUAGCUUGGAGCCAAUGACGGAUAAUGAGUAUCUGCCUCGGAGGGGAACGUUUGAGAUGGAGGAAUUACGUUCUAGAUGA
Molecule: messenger RNA, 1584 nt
Organism: Pestalotiopsis fici W106-1
Lineage: Eukaryota; Fungi; Ascomycota; Sordariomycetes; Amphisphaeriales; Sporocadaceae
Exons: 2
Coding region: 1-1584 (527 amino acids)
Biological process (GO): nucleoside metabolic process
Molecular function (GO): catalytic activity
Source: RefSeq, a predicted model, not a curated record